AUGCAACGAAGACGAAAACUAACAAGUGAUGGCAGCGCAACAACUGACAUGCAGAAUGAGAACUCAAACGUUCAUUCGAAGACACCUUCUCUGCAACUGAAGUUAGAUGGAAAACUAUUGGAAUCUAUAGAGGCGUGA
Molecule: messenger RNA, 138 nt
Organism: Haemonchus placei
Lineage: Eukaryota; Metazoa; Nematoda; Chromadorea; Rhabditida; Trichostrongylidae
Source: the annotation of a GenBank genome assembly